Bipolaris victoriae FI3 is the source of this 1104-nucleotide messenger RNA. RefSeq lists its product as hypothetical. The record is from RefSeq and is a predicted model, not a curated record. The coding region runs from base 1 to 1104 and encodes 367 amino acids. NCBI's taxonomy places the organism in Eukaryota, Fungi, Ascomycota, Dothideomycetes, Pleosporales, Pleosporaceae. The transcript is spliced from 2 exons. Gene Ontology annotation, molecular function: dioxygenase activity.
AUGGCUUCAUCAAACGAUAUAUUUCGCAAGGUCGAGUGGAAUGGGAAGCAAGUCCCAGUCUACCCCAUGGAGACUAUCGACUUCUCUGCACUCCUAUCUCAGGAGCCCGCGGAACUCGAGAAGCUCCUACAAUGCUGCAAAGACGAAGGUUUCUUCUACCUGGACCUCAACAAUGUUGACGGACGCCGAUUUCUUGAUGACCACCAGGGGCUUCUGAAGCUCAUGCACAGGUUCUUCGAAGCUCCGAUUGAGGUGAAGAACGAGUAUGGACUUAUCUCUCCUCAUCUCGGUUACGAGCCCGUCGGUUCCCGCAACGGCGUCCUCGAAGACACACGCGACGGCUACGAAAUGGUCAAAAUCUCUCGCGAUGAGAUCCAACGCGAAUCUCCCCACAUCCCACGCAACAUCAAGAACAGCGCCGACCUAAAGACCCUCGAGAGCGCCAUCUCCGCCAACAACAUUAUCGGUAAAGUCAUCCUGGCCGCUCUCUCCACCGCGUCCAGUCUCACAGGCUCAUCCCGCUUCGAGAAUCUGCACCGCAACCACCGUCCCUCGACCAGCACUCUAGCCAUGAUGCACUACAUCCCAUCCGACCCCUCCAAAGACGGCAAUGUCGGCCACCAAAAGCACACAGACAUAAGCUCCCUCACCGUCCUCUUCACCGAACAAUGGGGUCUCCAAAUCCGACCACCAGGCACCAAAGAAUUCGGCUUCGUAGAGCCCAAACAGGGCCAAGCUAUCAUCAACGUAGGCGACUCCCUACGCUUCGCCAGCGGUCACGAAUUUCAAUCGUGUAUCCACCGCGUUGUACCGUACAAUUAUAGUGAGCAUAGGUACUCUGUUGCGUACUUUCUGCGGGCCGAGGACGAGACUAUGUUUCGGGAUAGUGAGGGGAGGUAUGUUACGUCGCGCCAGUGGCAUGACGAGAAGUUCUUGGCGUUUUUGGGGUCGCCGGCUGAGCAGGCGGCUGCGCCGAGGUCGUUGUUGCUUGGGGGGAUGCAUGAGGGUGAGGGGGAUGUUUAUGUGGCGCAGAGGGAGGUGGGUGUCGUUGAGGGUGGGGUCAAGGAUGCUGUUGAAGUGUCUGCUGUUGAGGUGAGCGCUUAG